This is a messenger RNA of Mesocestoides corti, 1617 nucleotides long. NCBI's taxonomy places the organism in Eukaryota, Metazoa, Platyhelminthes, Cestoda, Cyclophyllidea, Mesocestoididae. The record is from the annotation of a GenBank genome assembly.
AUGUUAGUGGAAAGUGGUGUGAUGAACAUCCACAGCAACGAAGCUGCACAGAAUCGGGCCACUCAGAGCCGAGCUUUCGUGUGGAAUCACAAAUUUGGUGUCCUGGUAAGUGGAUGGUCAAUAGCGUUGGUGGUCUGCUGGGGCGCCAGCGUAAAUGCCCAUGUCGGCGUCGGCACCGAUCAUAAGGUGUUGCUUGCUGUGCCAUCGCGGAUGCACAGAAGACGACUGAAGCAGGUCCGCAACAGGGAGCCAUGAUCAGAUGGGCCUUGGAGCAUUCUGCAUAGCUUGUGCGUAGAAGAAGUAAUUAGAGGCGCCUCUGAAGAGGCUGAAGAUUUCUCUGGCCGAUCAACCUCAUCAGUCCGUCUGCGCGGUAAGCAACGUCGAACGUACCAAUCGGAGAGUCGAUCAAGCAGGGCUUAUUUGAAGCCCAUUCCACGACAGUCGGUGGUGCAUCUGGCCCAAGCCUCUGUGCCGCGGCGCCGAGCCGAAUCAGUUGCUAUGGGAGUGUUGGCUCAAAGUCAUUUGAGUGCCCUUGGUUCUCAACUUUUUACCUCCGCGGCAGGCGGUAUUGAAAAUAUUGGAGGCAGAGGCAUGGUCUCGACGCUAGAACUUGCCGAGGGGGCUCCAGUUAUCGUGGAACUACCCCAUGAGAGCAUAACCGUGGAAGACUAUGCCAGACCACUGUACAGGAAGGACAUUUUCUUCCCGGGGAGCGUAAAACGCCAAAUUGAUGCGUCUGCAGCUUCCAUCGCCACAGCAGCCGCCAAUGUCCUCGACCCCUCUAACGAACAAGUAGGCAACAGCCAGGCCUCCAUGGCAAUACAAGACGAGCUCCGUCGUCGGAAAGUCUGUGUGUCUGGUACUUCCCAGUUUGGCAGUAGCAUUCUCUUUGGAGAUAACGUUCCCCUGCCACCCAUUAAUGAGUCGUCUGUGCCUGAAGAAGGCGUUCCUGGAGACGCGAAUUGGACUGGCUCCUGCCUCAUGUCUCUCACCAAAAUCCCCCUUCCUGACGUCUUCGAAAAUAAGGAGGCCACUUCAGGCACGGACAGUGAGGCCUAUCUGUGGGAUCGUCUCAGAGCAGAAACCGGACUCAAUUUGUCAGAUACACCGGCGGACGGAAUUUACCGGGUUCCGCGAUCCCAUUCACUGUGUGGCUGGUGGCUCUGUUGGAAGACACAGCGGACCCACAGUCUGGAUCGCGGUGACAUGGAUUCGGUAGAGCGCUUGAAGCGGGCCCUCAUGGAGGACGGUGAUCGAGCAGCUGACAAAAAGUUCUCACGGCGUGCGCAUCUGGUGCUCAGGAGGAAGUGCGAUUUCUUGCCCAAGUCCAUGUGCGAUGUGCUCGUGACGAUGAUGAAUUUGUCUCUUCUCAAAUCAAAAAGCUUUUUGCUUUUCUGUCUUGCGAGUCUGAUUGCAAUGACGGGUGCUUACGUUCCCUUAUUCUUUGUGUGCGAUCUCGCGGAUUCAUUCAACAUUCCAAAAAGCCAAUCGGCCUAUUUACUGACCGUCUAUGUAACGAGACAGGCGGACCUCAUUGCCGACUCUUCUGGUUGCAUUGAGUCAUAUGACCAGCCACUGCGUAACGCUGUUUUGAGUAGUCACGAUCAAAUAGACUAA